This is a messenger RNA of Alnus glutinosa, 2357 nucleotides long. RefSeq names its product putative disease resistance protein RGA3. The record is from RefSeq and is a predicted model, not a curated record. Gene Ontology annotation, biological process: defense response to other organism. Gene Ontology annotation, molecular function: ADP binding; protein binding. The transcript has 2 exons. Bases 65 to 2308 code for a protein of 747 amino acids. NCBI's taxonomy places the organism in Eukaryota, Viridiplantae, Streptophyta, Magnoliopsida, Fagales, Betulaceae.
CACACCAAACUAUCUUCAUUCGAUUCUCUACCCUUUUUAGCAUUCCUCCACUCACCAUCAAAAAAUGGCAGAAGGGGUUCUCUUCAGCGUUGCUGAGGGAAUCAUUGGGAAAUUGGGCCCUCUGGCUUUCAAAGAGAUCAAACUACUCUGGGGGGUCAAAGAUGAGCUUGAAAAGCUUAAGAACACCGUUUCCGCAAUCCAAGCUGUGCUUCUGGAUGCGGAGGAGCAACAGGUUGGGAGCCAUGCAGUUGCAGAUUGGCUGAAAAAGCUAGAGGAUGCCAUGUAUGAAGCAGACAACUUGCUAGAUGAUUUCUCCACUGAAUCUCUGCGGAGAGAAAUGAUGAGCCGUGAUAAGAUGGCAAAAGAGGUACGCAUAUUCUUUUCCAAAUCAAACCAGCCUUUAUAUGCUCUCAAAAUGAGUCAUAAGAUUAAAGUGAUAAGAGAGAGGUUAGAAGCCAUCAACUACGAUAGGAGGAGUUUCAACUUGGAGGUACGACCUGUAGAGACACGAGUCGGGAACAGGGAGAGGGAUAACACUCAUUCUUUUGUACCUGCAGAAGUAGUUAUUGGUCGACAAGAUGAUAAGAAGGCAGUUAUAGAUUGUCUACUAGACUCCAAUGUUGAAGAGAAUGUUUCAAUCCUUCCAAUUGUUGGCAUCGGUGGAUUGGGAAAGACUACAUUGGCCAAACUUGUUUUCAAUGAUGAGCAAAUCCAAAAACAUUUUGACCUCAAAAUGUGGGUGUGUGUAUCGGAUCCCUUCCAUGUUAAAAAUGUUGUUGAAAAAAUCUUAGAAUCUGCAACAAACACGAAACAACCAACUGUUGAAAUGAAUACACUAGUAAACUCUGUUCGAAAAGAAAUUGAUGGAAAGAAAUACUUCCUUGUGUUGGAUGAUGUGUGGAAUGAGGAUCAUGAAAAAUGGUGUCGCUUGAAAGAAGUGCUAAUGGGUGGUGGAAGAGGCAGUAGAAUAUUAGUGACUACUCGCAAAGAAAGCGUUGCAAUGACCAUCCGCCAUGAAAGCGUUGUAAGGAUUAUCGGGACAGUUCAAUCAUAUGUCUUAAGGGGUUUAGAUGGAGAAGCGUCAUGGUCUUUAUUUAAGCAGUUGGCAUUUGAGAAAAGAGAAGAGCCAAAGAAUUCAAGCAUCGUAGCAAUUGGGAUGGAGAUCCUAGGCAAAUGUUCAGGUGUCCCUUUAGCCAUAAGGACAAUCGGAAGAUUACUAAGCUCCAAAAAUCCUGAAACAGAGUGGUCGUCUUUUAAGAACAAUGAACUCUCAAAAAUAUCUCAGAAUGAAAAUGACAUCUUACCAACUCUGAAGCUGAGUUAUGAUCAACUUCCUUCACAUUUGAAGCACUGCUUUGCUUAUUGUAGUUUGUUUCCAAAAGAUUACAAGAUUGAUAAAUCAACAUUGAUUAAGCUCUGGAUGGCACAAAGGUUUAUCAAGUUAUCGGAUCAGAACCGAUGCUUCGAAGAUGUUGGCCAUGAGUAUUUUAUGGAUUUACUUUGGAGAUCAUUCUUUCAAGAAGCUGAAAUGAAUACGCUUGGUGACAUAAUUGGAUGCAAAAUACACGACCUCAUGCAUGAUCUUGCCAUAUUAGUGGCAGGGUCGUUGAUCACCAUGUUAGAUGAUAAGGAGACAUCCAUUGAUGAGAAAACUAGUCAAGUAUCAGUUGCUUAUCAUAUAAGUAGCAGUUCAUCUCGAGUUUCAACUUUAUUGUGUAAAGCAACUAGGAUGCGAACAUUUAUUUGCCUUAGCAACGAGAACUUUGAGGCUAGUAUUGAUUGUGAUGCAACCUUUUCAAGUUCCAAGUUCUUACGCGUGUUGGAUUUGCAUGACAUAAAAACUUUGCAAAAUUUAAGCUCUAUUGGGAAGCUGAAGCAUUUAAAAUAUCUUGAUCUUUCUACAAACUCAAAAAUAAAAAAGCUGCCUGAUUCUAUAACGAGAUUGCAAAAUUUGCAAACACUAAAACUCUCCCGUUGUAAGUUACUAGAAGAAUUGCCGAGAGACAUUAAAAAUUUAGUCAACCUCAGGCAUCUUGAGAUAGAUAUAUGUUUGGGAUUGAGUUAUAUGCCAGUUGGAUUGGGGCAACUGACUAACCUUCAGACGUUAUCCGCAUUUUAUGUCGACUCGGGUUCUCCCUCCAGACAUAGUGAUAGUGGUGGUUUACAAGAACUAGGCGGAUUAAAUAAGCUGAGAGGAGAGUUGGAGAUUGUAAAUCUGGGACAUGGGAAAGGUGUUGCGUUAGAAUGUAAGGCUGCGAAUCUGAAGGAGAAACAACAUCUUAGUUUUUUGCGGAUAUGGUGGAAAUAAGUUAGGUUAGAUGAUGCCAAUAAUUCGGAUGAAGCGUCAUUGGAAGGCU